Molecule: messenger RNA, 5197 nt
Organism: Lampris incognitus (smalleye Pacific opah)
Lineage: Eukaryota; Metazoa; Chordata; Actinopteri; Lampriformes; Lampridae
Gene: carmil2
Product: capping protein regulator and myosin 1 linker 2
Exons: 34
Coding region: 246-4598 (1450 amino acids)
Biological process (GO): cell migration; regulation of Arp2/3 complex-mediated actin nucleation
Cellular component (GO): plasma membrane; lamellipodium
Molecular function (GO): protein binding
Source: RefSeq, a predicted model, not a curated record
GUCGCCUUAAAUGUACAUACAACAUGGUUCAAUAUUGUAGCUCUGUGUAGGGUGAUGGGGAAACCUCUGGCACGAACACUACGGAGGCUGAGGAUUUCAUCUCCCACCAGGACCUCCCAUGCUAAAACGAUGUACCCUCGUGGCAUCAUAUAUUUUGGAUAUAUAACCAGUUUACGAGUGGAUCAUAUAGGUGUGUUUAAAACCCUUCGAUAUCAAGCCUUUGUGAAGGCUUCCUACUGAGAACAAUGGCGUCAGGUAUGGACACCAUAUCACCCUCCAUGCAAGAACAGAUCUCAGAACUGUUGAAACCACAUAGGGUGUGUCUGGCGAGGACGGUCGGGCUAAACCAUUCGACGCAGCCAGAGGGGAGAUCAGAGAGCAGAGUUCUGGUGCUGAGUCCAUGGAGAGGUUACUUGAUCAUAAACAGACAACCUGCCAGGGUGGAGAGUUCAUUCAGCUUUCUUGAGAUUUCCUCUAUCAACAUUUUCAGCCUCACACAGGUUGUGUUUGAGAUGGAUAGUCAAACAUUGUCUUUCAGUGUAUCACAAAUCGAGGAUCUGGAGACCAUGAUCAGUCACAUGACCACUGCUCUCAAGAAGAUCUUCCCGGAUUCAUCUCCAAGAAAGCUUUUAAAGAAGAUACCUUCAGAUAUCCAGGACAGAAUCUACACACUGUCCACUCUGGUAGAGGAGCAACUGGAUGAUCAACCUGCGUCCUGUGGAGGGUUUUCCGACACCUAUGCUGCUUUGUGUGACUUCAACGAGACACCCUGCAGACAGGAGAUUCAGUGGGAUGUAGACAACAUCUUCUAUGUCCACAAUUGUCAAGAGUUCAAUCUUCUGCACUUCAGUCACUUAGAGAGCAAGGACUUGGCAUUAGCGGUAGCAGCUCUGUCCUUCAACCAGUGGUUUACCAGGAUCUACAGUAAAGAACUCAAAUUGUCGGCAGACAUCCAGCAGCAGCUCGUCUUCUUACUUUCCAGAUCCCCCUGUCUGGAGGAGCUCUCCCUGGAGGCCAGCGGGCUCAAGCUGGACUUUGCCAUCAAAGCAGCAACUGCCCUAAGAGAGCACGCCUCAUCCUCCCUGCACUCCAUCAACCUCUCCGCUAAUCCGAUUGAAGACAAAGGUGUGAUAGCUCUCAGUCAGGAGUUGGGGAACCUAGCUGUGGGCCUCAGACAUCUGUCUCUGUCCAGGGUCUCUAUGUCUGCCAGAGGUCUUGGCAGUCUGUGUCAGGUAUUGUCUACCGUCCAGCUGUUUUCAGAUUCUCUGACCCAUCUGGACCUUUCUGGUAACCCUGGCAGUUUAGCCACUGAGGAGGCCACGCCUCUCUUUAGGUUCCUGUCCAGUUCUAACUCUUUGUCCUUUCUGGACCUCAGUGGUACUGAAUGCCCUUUGGACACGUUGUUUGUGUCUCUGUCUGCUGGAUGCUGCUCCAAGUUGUCCCACCUCAACUUGGCUAAGAACCCUUUUAGCCUCAGAAAAGUGCAGAAGGUGACUAGGAGCAUUCAAGAGUUCUUCAGUCAGAGCUGCAGUCUGAAAUACGUGGGACUUUCUGCGACCAGACUACCUCCACAAGCUCUCAAGUUAUUAUUACAGGGUUUAGCAAUCAAUACCUGUAUUUCUGGGCUGGAGCUAGACAUCAAAAGCUGUGAGUUACGUUCAGCAGGGGCACAGGUGAUACAGGAGCACAUCUUUGAAGCCACAGCCAUUAGCAGUCUAGACAUCUCUGACAAUGGUUUUGAGAGUGACAUGGUGACUCUGAUAUUGUCUCUUGGACGCUGCCAGUCUCUCCGACACCUGGCACUGGGAAGAAAUUUUUCCAUGAAGUCUAGGGCUCUGACGGAUGUUCUCCAGCGCAUCGCUCAGCUCGUCCAGGAAGAGGAGUGUCCUCUGGAGUCUCUGUCAGUGUGUGACUCCAAGCUGAAAGCGGGGACAACUAUUCUGAUCAAUUCGCUGGGCUCAAGUACUUCUCUGACUAAAGUGGACAUCAGUGGCAAUGCAAUAGGAAACACGGGAGCCAAGAUGCUGGCUAAAGCACUGCUAACCAACACUAAGUUAAGGACUGUGGUCUGGGACAGAAACAACAUUACAGCUAGGGGGUUCCAGGAUGUAGCUGAUGCUUUAGAAAGGAACUUCACCCUUCAAGAGGUGACCCUCCCGCUUGCUGAUGUCAUUCAGAGUUAUCGCAGCAGCUCUGAUAGGACAGAGGAGGCCUUGCACAAGGAGCCAGUGUCUGAGACAGAGAAUGAAGCCAAUGAGGGGAUGGGCAGGGUGGAUGAAGGAGUAGAGGAGUUUUUCACCAAGAAAAUCAUCCCUGAUUAUGUGCUAAAAGGCCGGUGGGAGGAGUCAAACCCUGCCGAAGCCACUCCCUCAGACUCAAGCUCCACUCCCUCUGUCCCCGCUCCUCUUUCCCCGUCUUUGUCUGACAGCAUCACUUCCUCCACCACUGUUGUCAUCUCUUCCUCUGCCCUACCUAGUGACACAUCCCUUACCCAUACUAAGUCCACUAAUAUCACAUCUGUAACAUCCUCCACCACCACCUCUUCCAUCACUUCCACCACCACCACACCCCCCUCCAAAAACAUCAAGAAGAAGUUUGGUGACUUCUUUGCCUUCAAGAGGGCUCGAGCUGGCCGAGCUUCCAAGGCAGGAGGGGGAGAGGGAGGAGGAGGAGGAGGGGGAGAGGGAGCGAAGGUCAAAAGGACCUCCAUCGCGGACCUUAUCCGACCCCUCCGUGAGGCGAAAGAGAGGGAGAGAGAGAGGGAGAGGGAGAGGGACAAGGAAAGAGAGAAGGAGAGAGGGACAAGGUCAGUGGAGGAUGUUAAUGUGUCUAAUGAUGCCACCAUGACAGAGGGAACCGUUGCCACCGACGACUCGGGCGACAGGAAGGACAAGAUGGCCAUGAUGACGCCUCCCAUUAAGGCCACUGCCCCCUCCCUUACCACCACAUUCCUUGAUCUCACCACUGCCGCCGCUGCCACUACGCUCUCAAACCUAGAAGAAGAGGUAGUAACCUCACUUCCUGUUGGACCGGGCUACCCAGCCCGCUCCGUGGUCACUCCCCCUAUGAUGACUACAUCAACCGAGUGGGAGAAGAGCAGGAUGCUGGACAAAGAGAGGAUGAUGGGAGGAGGGACACCAGAUGGAGAGAGGCGGUUGAAGGUCGCCAGGAGGUCACUGAGAGAGGGCAAAAGUCAGAGUCUCAUACUGCUGACAGGGUUAGAGCCUAAUGAACAGAAUAAGAGACACGCAUCAGAGGGCACGUCCAGCUUUGAACAAAAGCUGCAGGUGAUGCUACACAAAAUGGGUGUGGCAAAAACUCCGCCAGCAGACACCAAGGCAAGCCAGAGCAAAGAAGAGGAGCUGAGAAAAGCCAACUCUGAGGGUGCUAUUCUGGACAAACCAGAGCCAACUUCCAUAUUUAUAAAGCCCAGAACAAUGUCCACUUCAUCGGAUACCAGACGCCCUCAACGAGCAGUGGACCCGUUCUCUUCUGACCCUCCCCUUCACCCCAAGCCCCCCCUCCCCGAGCGUCCCGCCGGACCUCUUCCCCCCAAACCUGUCCUCAGCGCUAAGCCCCCUCUUCCCAUUCCAGCUGCUUCUGCGGGAGGAGGUUUCUCUGGUUCCAAGACGGCAGCCCCUGCCGUUCAGCAAGUCUUUCCCCCUCCUCAUCACCUCCCUUCCUCUGCUCAUGGCACCCGUUCCCAAGCAGAGGCCCGCCCAAGGCCGUCCACACAUGAGGGGAAAGCUGAGACAGAUGGCUCUAAAACUCAGAUUGAAAACCAGCAGGAGCCCCUUUCUCAGGCGCCCAUACAGAAAGAUGGCCCCGCUGCAGCCGCAGCUCCCCCUGCCCCAUCACCGCGGAGAGGUGCCAGCGCACAGCACCGCUCUGAGAAAGCACAAUCAGCCACUGACGAGAGUCUUCCUAAACCCCAUCCACGCUUGAAACCCCUCCCACAGCGCCGAGCUGUUUCUGUCCACGAGGAUGCUUUUGCUAUGACACAAGAGCUAAAAGCUGUUUUACAGAGGUCGCCCAUCCGUCACCGUGACAACAGGGCAGACCUGCCCACUUGUACUGAAGACACUCCCACAGGUGAGGAAGUAGAGGAGGCGGCUGACAGAGGUGGUGAACCGGGGAAGGGCAAAAAGAAGGGGCAAGAGAAAGAGAAACUGGACAAAUCUAAGAUGGAGAAAGGGAGGACAGGAGAAGGGGAGAUGGCGGACAAUAAAUCAUCAUUGGGAGAGGAAAAAACACCAGUCUCAGCCCCUGUGGAGAAAGACCCCAACUCCACCUCCCCGGGCGGCGGACAGAAACCUCCACUUCCUCUGCUUAGUGUAACCCCAGCUUUGGAGAAAGCCGAGUCGACCCGAGUCAAGUCCCCAGUCAUGGCAGGUGUCACACUCCCUGCUUCAGGUGCAACCUGCUUAUCGCCAACCCUGGAAAAAGUCCAGGUGAUGCCGUCCCAAGGGAAGUCUCCAAGCACAAACCUUGUCACAGUGGAUGUUAGAAACAGCACACAGGAAAAGAAAAAGACGGUCUUGAAACAGCACAUAACAGAACCGCCAGACCAAAGAACUGACGCCCCCGUUUCCAAAUGACAAGGACGGACAAACACGAGGGGAGAGACCUAAGCUUGAGGAGUUGUCAAUGACAUCACGGGAAUCAAACACUGGGAGGGUGCCAGGCCUAUGCUGUAGCAUGUUAGAUCCACUAUAUAUGAAAAACAUUGGCCAGAUGUGUGGGACAUCUCACUGAGCACAUCAUACACUCUGAGAGGAUGUUUUGUUUUUUUAUAUAUAUCUAUAUAUGUAUAUCUAACACAUUUGCAAGUGUAAAUUCAUCACUACACUUUUAAGCAAAUGUUAACGAUGCAUUAAUAUAGCAAGUCAUGUCAACUCAUCUCAUGGUGAUGUUUACAUGUGUUGAAAAAACACAACACAAACACCGUUGAUUUUGAAAAUAACCUACUUUUGAGAGGAGUAGCCUCAGUUUUGUUUCCCUGUAAUGUCAUUGACCUGAGCAUCCUUCUCCUCCUGGAUGAGAGUUUAUUUUCUAACGUCAUGUCUAUCUUUGCCUUGCACGCCAGCUGAAAUAUGUACAAAAUACAUAAGAAUGCAACGACAGAAAUUAUGAGCAAAGUUUUAAAGAGUGUAAAUCAAUACCUAUACUUGUUAAUAAUUAUUAAAAAUUCAUUGCG